GGCGCCACUAUCGCGUGACUGUAAAUUGUAAACACUUCACGUUCGUUUACAGGAAGAUUGAGGUUAGUUUGCAACAAUGUGUCCGCAACAAGUCUGAAUCAUUUUCGUUACUUUUUUCCGGGUUUAUGUAAUAUCGACAUGAAGACAAGACCAAUGAGAGAAGCAAAGGCAAAGGUCGUUAAAAGUAGACGCAAGCAAACGAAAGCCAAGCUGCCCCAGUACAAGAAGACGAACAAGGUGGCUUUACUGAAAAAGGAUUCCGUUCUGAAAAACCUAAUUAUGAAUUCGCCCGGUCCGGGUACCAAAAAUGUACGGGGCUCUUUAUCGAGUGAAAGUACCGGGCGUAAUGAACAGUUGGACUGUAAGUGCAAUGUCAAUAAAAAAAAAAAACCAUGUGGCAGCGACAAUAAAGCAUCACAUUCCAAGGAUCGUUCGUUACACUCGACAAAGCCAAGGACGCCGACAGGAAAAAACAGUAAACGAUAUUCCGAGGUCUCGAAACAACAACAGCGAAACUUAGGAGCACCCGUAAUAGUCGAAUCUCAUUCAAGUGCAUUGUCUCACUUCGUUAUACCGAAAAUACUGAAACAGAAUCACGAAUUAAGAAGUAACAAUUAUCCCGGCAACAAACUGUCGCGUGUGCGACGUAACAAUCCCAAGAAGGAGGAAGCUUGCAUUAUUGUAGCCGAAUCGGUAAAUCCAAACAAUAACGCCGAUACUGGCACAGCUACGUCCUCGAAUAACAAUCGCAGAUCACGAAGAGCUAGAACAUCGUUAACAUCGGGAAAGGACAAUGUUGCGGAUACAUGGAACGAAAACGAACCGUCCGCUUCUUUUGAGGACUGCCUCAGAAACCUACGGAUCGAUAAAACUGAAGCAGCCGGCAGUUUACCGAACGCGGAAACUGAAUUUUCAUCGUCUAAAAAGACCUCGAACAGCGAUCAGGGUCCGAUACGGUUUUAUUCGUUGAGAAACAAGAUCGUAGCGGUGAUGUCGGGAAGGACGCAAUUUUGUUUCACCGGCAAGAUUGUUUUGAAAGUGAUAUUUGGAACGGUGGAAGUUUACGGAUAUUUGAUCAACGAGGCCUCCAAACCGUUCGAGAUCUACUCUCCCAGAGGAUAUAGUAGCAUUUGCGUGAAAGCUGUGGACACAGUGUCGCAGCACGUCCAACCAGACCUCUGGACGACUCUUUCCGCCGAAGGCGUCGACCGGGACACCGAGAAUAGACUGGUCGCCGAGUUGGACGGCCUCCAAGCCGGUACGACGGUCCUUCUACUGUCGAAUUUGGAAAACAAUUUAACAAGAUUUUUGAACGCUUAUUGUCCGUUCAGACUGUUCCCGAGCAUAAAGGACGCUCCGUAUCAGUCGUGGACCGAUCCGAAGAGAGCGCAAGUGAUUCUACAGUCGCAAUUGUUCGUCGACAAUUACGCCUGCAAGGAGUUGAUCGUCGACGAACGCAUCACGAAGGACGUCGCCGAGAAGAUGUUGAAAAGGUGGCGCGCCAACGAACGGUGCUGCAUUUCGAUAACCGGAGGGAAGAACGUUGGCAAGUCCACCGCAGUCCGUUGCCUGAUAAACAGCCUAUUACCGGUAAGCAAGAAGGUGGUCCUCGUGGACGUCGAUCCUGGUCAGACGGAGUGCGCGCCGGCCGGUUGCAUGUCCUUCAGUUUGAUAGACGAGCCUCUGCUGGGACCGAAUUUCACCCACUUGAAGACGCCCGUCUGCCAACUGUACCUGGGCGACAUCGACGUGAGCAAAUGCAUCACCAGAUACAUCGAGGGAAUGAAAAUGUUGGUUGAAAAGCUGUCGAGUUGCCCGGUAAUGUCCCGAUUACCGAUCGUAGUGAACACCAUGGGAUUCACUUCCGGGAUCGGUUGGGACCUCGCGAUUUUCACGAUAAAGCUGGCGAAACCGUUCCUGGUAGUGCAAAUCAUGUCCGAGAAGGUCAAGAACAAUUAUCCGGAGCAUUUGUCCAAGGAAGUAAUAAAUCAGGUCUCGAAGAGGGUCUCGUGGGGCGUGAACGUUGCUAAUUGGAACGAAGAUUGCAGCCACGAGUUAUGCGUGAUACCUUCCCACGCUGAACGCAAAAGCGCUCCAGUGAACGACACUUGGAACAUGGAGCCCUAUCAACAGCGGGAGCUCGUAAUGACCUCUUACCUCAGCGAGAUUCUGCGAGAUCCCGUGGAUUCAAUGUCCAGUUGCCACGACAUAUCGCUUAACAUCAACACAGCUGUGCCGUACGUGACACGGUUCUCUUCGUUGAUCGUCUCGAUCCCGCGCGCAUCGGUGCCGCCGACGCACGUUCUGAACGUGAUCAAUGGCAACAUAGUGGCGCUGUGCGGUAUCGACCUGGAUGAUCCAGAGUCGCAACAAGUCGAGCUCGUUUCUAAUCUGAGGGUGUUGGACAGGCCGCCGAUUUGCUCGUGUUACGGAUUCGGUAUCGUCAGGGGAGUGGACACGGAACGCGAAGAAAUCUUUCUGAACACGCCGCUGUCGGCUCACGCGAUGCAGUACGUGAAUUGUUUGGUGGGUUGUAUACCAGUGCCCGUCACCCUGCUGCAGUUGAACCAACAAAGAAACGUGCCGUACACCGGCGGCAGCAACGAGUUGCCAACUAGUCGGGAACACCGCAGGGGAUACUUCCGUAUGAGAUAUCAAAGAGCGAAUGCUAAUUCGUAAAGGCUGUGCUCGUCGGGGAGCGCACAGUUCUUUAGAGACGCCAAGAACGCUCGUGUUUAUUUCUCUCCCGAAUUGGUGGUUGCCUGAAGACUGUGUUUUAUUUUUGUUGACAGUUACCGUGAAUGUACAAAAUGUACGAUAUAUAUAUAUACUUUCGACACGACUGUAAAAUAUAUUUUGCACCAGUGGGGACGAUAUAUAUAUACAUAUACAUAUAUCCGUGCAGACAAAAGAACAGAACAAAAAAAAGAAGAACAAAACGAAAAACUAAAAAUAGCAGGAAUUACAUCGGUUGUCUCAAUUGUAAUAAAAUUCGAAAAUAAACGUUAAAAAUGCUUAAAAA
Molecule: messenger RNA, 3022 nt
Organism: Megalopta genalis
Lineage: Eukaryota; Metazoa; Arthropoda; Insecta; Hymenoptera; Halictidae
Product: polynucleotide 5'-hydroxyl-kinase NOL9
Biological process (GO): cleavage in ITS2 between 5.8S rRNA and LSU-rRNA of tricistronic rRNA transcript (SSU-rRNA, 5.8S rRNA, LSU-rRNA)
Cellular component (GO): nucleus
Molecular function (GO): polynucleotide 5'-hydroxyl-kinase activity
Source: RefSeq, a predicted model, not a curated record